AUGCCGUGGGAGGAAGGAACUCCGUAUGGAACGAUGGCUCUGAAAGGUGUCUUCAAGGAACGACUUCUUCAGAUCGUUUCGGUGGCUACACAGGUGGCCAUAUAUCGGCGAGUGCAGAGGUACAAGAUCGCAUUGCGCGGGCGUCAAGACGCCGAAAACAGGCGAACAAGAUCGACCUCGAACCAGUCAACGCCAAUGAUAUGGGGAUGGAGUGUGGACGCAUCGUAGAACGCGUUAUCGUUUGAAGUUGGCGUCGUGUUUAAGAGUAGAUGUGACAGAUUUGCGUAGAAUAGGGUAAGAUGUUAUCAUGAACGGAGAAGAAAGGGCUUUUCCAACACGGAGAUGUAGCACGGAUCAAAGCAUUUGUUGGAUAUCAGGUUUUACAAGAGGACAUCAACGCAGUAGUAUUUAGCAAGCUUACGAACGCAUGUAGGAUACCAUGAGCAUU
This is a messenger RNA of Ectocarpus sp. CCAP 1310/34, 448 nucleotides long. The record is from the annotation of a GenBank genome assembly. NCBI's taxonomy places the organism in Eukaryota, Phaeophyceae, Ectocarpales, Ectocarpaceae.